AUGUCACCGGUUGAAAAGGAGUGGGGCUCGGAGUUACAGAUACUUGACGGCCUAUCAGGCACUGUCCAGUCUGUCGUUUUCUCCCCCGAUAGCAAGUUGCUUGCCACAACUUCCUUAGAUGACACCUUACGAGUCUGGAAUGUUUUUACAGGCAUGCCACAAUAUACUGUUUAUGGUCACUUUGGCCUGGACAGCCAGGUAGCUUUCUCGCCUGACGGGCGAAAUCUGGUCACAGUCAAAGAUGGAAGUAUUCAGCUUUUGGAUGCUGCUACUGGUAUAUCACAGAAAGCAAUCCACCCAAAGGCCAAGUCAGAUUCGAUGAAGUCAUUCUCCUUCUCCUCAGGUGGCCAGCUUAUGGCGAUUUCUAAGUUAGGACCUACCUUAAUAAUUUUGAAUAUGAAAACAGGCAGCAUGAAGGAGAUCGACCACUCCUUCAAUAACAGCGUCGGGUAUCAUAAGUUGUCACCCGAUGGUCGAUUUAUAAUCACAAGCUUUCCAAACUUCAAUUGUCUUUCCGACGCCACGACUGGUAUAAUACUCCAGACUUUUAAAGUCGUGGGAAGUUCUGUCUUCUCCCCUGACGGACAGCAACUGGUGUUUCUCGCAGGAAGAGCAAUUUAUAUCUAUGAGAUAUUGACAGCAACCUUAAAGUACACCCACGAGGAACAUGCGAAAUCGAUUAGACUAGCGGUCUUUGCCCCCAAUAGCCAGCUACUUGCUCCUGCGUCUCCUGACUACACUAUAUGUCUCUGGAACACUGCAACAGGAGUACUGCACAAAAAGAUCCAGAGUAACGCAAGAGCACUGUACAAAAAGUUUCAUGACCCUUCAAGAGAGGUCGGAAGAAUGACAUUCUCCGCUGAUGGCCAACUGAUAGCGUCUGCCUUUGAUGAUGGAAACGUAAGGCUCUGGGAUGCUAAUACCGGCGCUCUUCGACAGACUUUAGCUGGACAUAUGCCUUUGACAGCAAUUGCAUUUUCUCCAGAUUCCCAAAUGCUAGCAUUGUGCGCAUCGGACGGUACUGUGCGACUUUGGGGGGCCACCGUGGAUGCAUCACCGCGGGCGCACUCGAUUGGUUCGGACAGUGUGGCAUCGAUGGCUUUUUACACCGACAGUCGGUUCUUAGCAUCUGGUUCUAAACAUGGAACAAUGAAGCUCUGGGAUACUACUGUUGGUACUUUAAAAAAGACGUACCGUGCUGGUACGCACUGGGUUGAUACGAUAGCCCUCUCUCCCGAUGGUCACUUCUUGGCAUCAGCAGAUUUUUCUCGAGUUCGAAUCUGGGAUAGCACCACGGAAGUAGUUAAAAUUACUCUAUGCUGCGAGAACAGGAUAUGCUCAAUGGCAUUUUCUUAUGACGGAAAACUGCUUGCAGUUGCCACUUAUCAUAACUUGCAAUCCAUUGUUGGUGAAUUGCGCGGGGAUCGGUGUCGCGGUAUAAAAAUAUAUGAUACUGCCUCUGGUAAGCUACGGCAAACUGUUGGUGGUCCGAGUCUGGCGAGAGAAAGGGGAGCAGCCACAAACAAGUAUAGAGGCCAGGUAGUGGUAGCUUUCUCGCCCGACGGUCAUUCCUUGACUUCAGUGUCGCAGGAUAGGAUCGUUCGGGUUUGGAAUGUCGCCAUGGGGGCCUUGCAAGAAGAAUACCCUUACCAUUCUUGUCUAGGUAUCGAUUACCUCACCACAAGCAAAAUUCUUUUUGAAAGGCAAAUUAGCAGCAACACUUUUCGUGCCAGUCACCAAAUCCCGCCGACCGGCAUUUUGAUAUGA
Messenger RNA from Penicillium angulare, 1767 nucleotides. RefSeq names its product WD40 repeat domain-containing protein. The record is from RefSeq and is a predicted model, not a curated record. The transcript has a single exon. The coding region runs from base 1 to 1767 and encodes 588 amino acids. Gene Ontology annotation, molecular function: protein binding. NCBI's taxonomy places the organism in Eukaryota, Fungi, Ascomycota, Eurotiomycetes, Eurotiales, Aspergillaceae.